Messenger RNA from Peromyscus eremicus (cactus mouse), 1837 nucleotides. It is a transcript of the gene Mkrn1, whose product is annotated as makorin ring finger protein 1. Gene Ontology annotation, biological process: protein polyubiquitination. The transcript has 8 exons. Gene Ontology annotation, molecular function: metal ion binding; ubiquitin protein ligase activity. The record is from RefSeq and is a predicted model, not a curated record. Bases 182 to 1624 code for a protein of 480 amino acids. Lineage: Eukaryota; Metazoa; Chordata; Mammalia; Rodentia; Cricetidae.
CGCAGUUCCCCAGGCCAGAGCGCCCGCGGACGCGGCGACGCGGCGCGGGGACCGAGAGGAGCUCGGGCUCCACAGCCUCCCUCCCCUCCCCUCCCUUCGCUGUCGUCUUCUCCUUCUCAGCCGGACCGGAACUAUGUGAUCCCGGAAGUUCCGGGGCCAUUGCUGUGUGGGAUAAACAGUAAUGGCGGAGGCUGCGGCUCCCGGAACAACAGCCACAACAUCAGGAGCAGGAGCGGCAGCGGCGGCGGUGGCAGCGGCCUCCCUCACCCCUAUCCCCACAGUCGCUGCCCUGUCCCCGGGGGUGGGCGGAGGGGGCGGCGGCAGCGACGGCAGCGGCGGCGGCUGGACGAAACAGGUCACCUGCAGAUAUUUUAUGCAUGGGGUUUGUAAGGAAGGAGAUAACUGUCGAUACUCCCAUGACCUCUCCGACAGUCCAUAUGGUGUAGCGUGCAAGUAUUUUCAAAGAGGGUACUGUGUUUAUGGAGACCGCUGCAGAUAUGAACACAGCAAGCCACUGAAACAGGAAGAAGUGACUGCUACAGAUCUGAGUGCGAAACCGCCCCUUAGCGCUUCCUCAAGUCUCUCUUCGGGAGUUGGACCACUCGCAGAAAUGAAUCCAGGCGAAGUGGAGUCAAGACACCCAGACUUUGCAGCUGUAGGAGCAGGUUCAGAGGACUGGGUGAAUGCCAUUGAGUUUGUCCCCGGGCAGCCCUACUGUGGCCGUACUGCCCCUUCCUGCACUGAAGUACCCCUGCAGGGCUCAGUGACCAAGGGAGAGUCAGAGAAGGAGCCAGCUGCGGUGGAGACAAAGAAGCAGCUUUGCCCCUAUGCUGCAGUGGGAGAGUGUCGCUAUGGGGAAAACUGUGUGUAUCUCCACGGAGACUCCUGUGACAUGUGUGGCCUGCAGGUCCUACACCCAAUGGAUGCUGCCCAGAGGUCACAACACAUAAAAUCUUGCAUUGAGGCCCAUGAGAAGGACAUGGAGCUCUCUUUCGCUGUGCAGCGCAGCAAGGACAUGGUAUGUGGGAUCUGCAUGGAGGUGGUCUAUGAGAAAGCCAACCCCAGCGAGCGCCGCUUCGGGAUCCUGUCCAACUGCAACCAUACCUACUGUCUCAAGUGUAUCCGCAAAUGGAGAAGUGCUAAGCAAUUUGAGAGCAAGAUCAUAAAGUCCUGCCCCGAAUGCCGGAUCACAUCUAACUUUGUCAUUCCAAGUGAGUACUGGGUGGAGGAGAAAGAAGAGAAGCAGAAACUCAUUCAGAAAUACAAGGAGGCCAUGAGCAACAAGGCGUGCAGGUAUUUUGAUGAAGGACGUGGGAGCUGCCCAUUUGGAGGGAACUGUUUUUACAAGCAUGCGUACCCUGAUGGCCGUAGAGAGGAGCCACAGAGACAGAAAGUGGGAACAUCAAGCAGAUACCGGGCCCAACGGAGGAGCCACUUCUGGGAGCUCAUUGAGGAGAGAGAGAACAACCCCUUUGACGACGAAGAGGAGGUUGUCACCUUUGAGCUGGGCGAGAUGUUGCUUAUGCUUUUGGCUGCAGGUGGGGACGACGAGCUGACAGACUCUGAGGACGAGUGGGACUUGUUUCACGAUGAGCUGGAGGAUUUUUAUGACUUGGAUCUAUAGCAGCUUUGCGUGGCGUGUGAACUGGUCUGCGGAGCCUCAGACAGUAGCUGUCCCCUGUGCUGUGUGGCAGUGUGUGUGGCUCUCCUAGGCAGGCCUCUCAAACUCCAGGUGCUGUCGUGAUCACUACCCAGGGCCUGUUCCUACCCCUCACCUUUCCCUAAGAGUGUGUUGUUUUCUCUGUUUCAAAAGUUACAAAAAUAAAUCUUAAAGUUA